AUGUUCAGUCAUUCAAUUGUGCAUCUCUUACAUGUAAGUAUAAAGACAUGGAAUGUCAACUUAAUUUAUUUGAAGGAUUCUGUAGAUCUCGAUAAAGAAGUGUAUUUGUUUGACCUUGACCAGGUAUGCCCGUGUUACAAUGACAUUUCGGAGAAUGAUGGGAAUUGUUUCAUUCGAAUUGAAACCACCUCUGCCACCCCAGUCACAGUCAUGGCAAUAAAAGACGAAUAUAGAUUUACUAAAAUGGAACUCACUGGAAACUUUGCUUUGAAUCUCAAAGUGCUUGUCAUUUAUUUAACACUCACAUUGAAUGGUGGUGUUGUGACAAUAAAUUCUGAGUAA
Entamoeba invadens IP1 is the source of this 342-nucleotide messenger RNA. RefSeq lists its product as hypothetical. The transcript has a single exon. The record is from RefSeq and is a predicted model, not a curated record. NCBI's taxonomy places the organism in Eukaryota, Evosea, Mastigamoebida, Endamoebidae. The coding region runs from base 1 to 342 and encodes 113 amino acids.